Molecule: messenger RNA, 519 nt
Organism: Penicillium malachiteum
Lineage: Eukaryota; Fungi; Ascomycota; Eurotiomycetes; Eurotiales; Aspergillaceae
Product: single-stranded DNA-binding protein
Exons: 3
Coding region: 1-519 (172 amino acids)
Biological process (GO): mitochondrial DNA replication; positive regulation of helicase activity
Cellular component (GO): mitochondrial nucleoid
Molecular function (GO): single-stranded DNA binding
Source: RefSeq, a predicted model, not a curated record
AUGACCUACGCGGAUCGCGUCGACGUCAACCGCAAGCUCACCCCUAUCAACCAACCAACCAUCACAAUCUCGCAUUCCUUCAUCAAAUCCAAAAUGUCUCUCUUUGCCUCUCUCCGUCCCACCACCCGCCUGGCGACCGCCGCCCGCUCCUUCAGCACCACCAGCGCUCGCCCUGCCGCUCGCAUCACCAUCACCGGUCGUUUAGCCGCCGAUCCCGAGCUGGUAGCCACAUCCACCGGACAGGAUGUUAUCAAGUACGCUGUUGGCACAUCAAGCGGACCUCGCGAUAACAAGCAGACUAGCUGGUUCCGCGUUGCGAGCUUUGCGGAGGGUGGACAGCGGGAUUACCUGAUGUCCUUGCAGAAGGGAACCCUUGUUCAUGUCGAAGGUGAUGCUAAGCUGAAGACUUAUGAGGAUUCCGAGGGCCGUAGACAGACUACCUUGAACAUUACACAGCGAUUCAUUGAGGUCCUCAGCCGUCCCCAGAACAACAACUCCGAGCAUCACGAAUCCCACUAA